Messenger RNA from Bursaphelenchus xylophilus (pine wood nematode), 3420 nucleotides. NCBI's taxonomy places the organism in Eukaryota, Metazoa, Nematoda, Chromadorea, Rhabditida, Aphelenchoididae. The record is from the annotation of a GenBank genome assembly.
AUGUACGGCUACCGAGCAGGUGCUCGAAGACAUAUGCACGUACCUGCUGGACGGUCUCCUCCAAAGAAACGCUGCAAACUUUCUCUUAUUGACAAUCAAUCCGGUGAGGCACGUGAAGCAGAAGAGUAAGCUGAUUUCUUUUUAAUUUCUGUUUUGUUAUUGUUUGAAGGGUGAGAUAGAUUUCAAUCAGUAUUUCACAAUAUUUUGAUUCUGUCGGUGAAAUAACAUAAAUUUAUUUUUGUACCUAAAUUUCAGACCAACUCUCAACGAAAAACACUUUGACGACGCUUUUGCUGGCUUUGGCGAUCUAGAUUUCUCCGGACUUCAGCGUAAUUUGGGUGACGACGAGGCAGGCGGUCUCAAUGAUAUUGUUGUUAUACGGAAGCCUAUAACCGAAGAAGAUCGGGCCAAAACUAACAUCAAAUUGGGGGUUUCUCCAAGAAAGGAUAAAACCACUCCGCCAUUUAAACCUGUCAAUGAGACGUUAGUUUUGUUUUAUUGAUUUCUUCCAUAUUUAGGUAACAUUUCGGAAUUCUUUGUUUGAAUGCAUGGAUAAUAUAGUCGUAUGCGAUUUUAGUCAAAUUAGAGGUUAAAAUUUGCUGCAGCUAUCCGCACAGGUGCUAAAGGGGGUGUUCAAUAUAUGAAUGCAAUGAUUGGAGCCGUUCUCCCGUUGGGGUGUCAUGGUCUAAUUGAUCAUGGGGGAGACGGCUGUCAGUCUCUCCUUUAGCUGCCAACGCGAACAUUACUAUUCAUACAUUACUGUUUGUACUAGCCGAGCCUUUUGACUUCCUUGCGGGUUGACUCUUGCGGGAAUAUUCUUUCAAUUCGCCUAUCUAUUUUUUGACUUUGUUUUAGGAUUGUCUUGGAUGAUUAUACGGACACUGAGGAGUCGAACGACGUUGAGCUAGGUUAGUUCCUACUUGCAGUCUUAGGAUAUUCUUUCAUAUUUUAGUUGAAGUUCCUUUAACCGAGCGGGAAAAAGCCGCCAAUUUUUUUUCGAACGUCCGUUUUUCAACAUUGCCCGCUGGAAAGAAGAAGGGCCUGAAUUUGGAGAAACCAUUACUGUUUAAUAAAAAGAAAAAGCGCGGAACUAAAGGUAGUACCGUCUAUGCUUUUUAGUUAUUCUGUUUAGAUGACGAUAUUAUAUUCCUGCCGAGUCCACCAAAGGCAAGUGUAAUAUCGGCUGGGAAUUCGAAUCAGAUCUUUCUCAGUGAUACUGCUUCCAAGGUCCUGGUAGGUCUAUUUGUUUGUUUUUUUUACGUUUAGAACAUGGAAUUCAAGUAUAUUAUAUUAUCCUUCAGACAACUCCUUGGCACAAUAAAUGCGAAGAGGUAGGAACUAAAGUCAGAAGAAGUGCAAGGAUAGCAUCUCACAAAGGUAAAUUUAAAUAAAUUUAGUGCUAUCUUUGUGGUCUAGAAGUUGUUGUGAUUACUGAUAAAGAAUGUGAGAAAUCGGAAAUUUUUUAUUUUUUUAUCAAUUUUCAGCGAUUUCGCAAGUCCAAAGUAGCAGCAAAAGUGCCGUGGAACCAGUCGUAGUAAGUGUUUGGAUAAUUUUCUUUAUUUUUGCCGAUUAUUUUAUCUGAUUUUUGUAUUUUUAGACACAACAAUUUAAUAUUUCUGCGCCCACCACUAAAACAAGCGGCAGGAAAGCAAAAAAGAAACGAGCUGCAUUUCUAAGGGAACAGCUUGCUGAGGCCCCUAACGAUCAACCAGUUAGUUCACAGGAACCUAUGGAGGUUGAUCCGAAGCCCAAAGAAGAAGCCAUGGAUGUUGAUUUAGGUAACAAAAGGGAAGAAGACGAUGUUGUUUUGAUAGAAAAUGUGUCCGAUGACAAUAGAAAUAAACAAGGAAUGGGCGGGAAACUUAGAAGGUGCAUGGUUCCGGCUAAAAAGGUAUGAUUUUAGAUAUUGUACUUGAGGUUAAUACCUAAAAAGUUUUUUGAUAUUUUUGUUUGAUGUUUGUGUUUUUAGAGCAAUCCACUGCCCCCUAAUGGAGUUCCAAUCUCUGUUUGCACUUACAACGUUCUCUGUGAGUCGACUCGUCUUCGCUGCGAACAUCUCUAUAAAUCCUGCGAUGAAUCCAGUCUCCCAUGGUCUGUUCGAUGGAAGAAGUUGUGCAAAUUCUUCAGAGAGAAUUACGCUGACAUCUAUUGCAUUCAAGAGGUCGAAGAGAAAUAUGUUACGACACAUUUCCGCUCUUUUUUCAGCGAAAGUAAGUUGUUUUAGGCCGUAUAAUACAACGUUUGAUUGAAUAGGAUAAUUUUUUUGGUAUUUUUAGGAGGAUUUGGUUAUAUUUACACGGCAAGGGGCAAUGGAAACCCUGAUGGAUGUAUGAUCGCGUACAAUCUGAAAGAAUUAAAGAGGAUUGAAGGGGAUCAUGAACACAUCUUCUACAAUCAUAAAGUAGAUGGAUUCAACAAGGAUAAUGUUGGUGGGUUUCAAAAUUUUUGAUUUGAUUUUGUUUUUAGGUCAAUUGCUCCGCUUUGAACAUCUGAAAUCAGGUCUGAGGUUCAAUGUGAUCAACACUCACAUAUUAUUCAACAUGAGGAGAGGAGAUCUGAAGUUAGGACAACUGAUUAUCCUCUUAAACAGGAUACAUGAGAAUACUAAUCACACUGACCCCAAGUUUGUCGGCAAUAUUGUCUGUGGAGACUUCAAUAUGGACCCGCGGUCGCUGUUAUACGACUUUGUCAGACAGGGCAUUCUUAGAGUGUCGAAAAAGAUGGCUUAUCACCUCGCUCUUAGUCCCCAUAAAUGUAUGAAAGAAUCAAAGUAUCACGUGGUCGAUGUUAAACCAUCAAGGAUUGGAUUGACUUAUAAUUGCACACGACUAGAAAGAAAGGGUAGGAUUUGAUAUCUAGGGUUUUAUGGAUAAUGUAAAAGUUUAUACGUUUUUGGUCUUAUAGGUUUUGUGAAUGAACAAACUUCGUACAGCCACCCAAUGAAAUUCCUCUCGGCGUAUGAACACAGAACUGAGAAGGGACAGCCGGAGGUUUCCACCAGACAUUUAGAUUUUGGGUGCCCGGACUUUAUUUUCUAUCAAGGGGUGGUAAGUAUGGGGUUGGCUUUGUGGGUUUUGGUAGAAUUAUCUAAAUGAAUGGUUUCAAGGCAUUUCAUGAUGAUUCAUACUCGAUUUUAUGAGACUACCUCGGGGUUUUUUUAUUCUACAAUGCAAUAUUUUUUGAUUUUUUUCUUUUUUUUUCGGGGUGUUAUGUUGAUUUUGGUUUAAGAAGGAUGGACUAAUGAUUUGUGAUUAUUUUCAGGCAGGUCCAGGUGGCACGCCGCAAGAAGAUCGCAUCCAAUUAUUCCAAAGACUCCGUCUCCCAUCGCUCGGUGAAAUUGACAAAUUGGUCGGCCCCAUGCCCAAUCAAGAAUGCGGGUCAGAUCAUCUCCCUCUUUUGGCUGAAUUCGUCAUAUCAUAA